AUUAUUCAUAGGCUGAUAGUAUGCUCACUGGAUGUGCUCAGUUUAGUAUAACUGAUCAACAGUCGUAGACGAGUUCCUUUGUACUAAAGAAGAACGUAGCGUCUUAGCCUAUACUAGGUUAUUACAUGUUGCCACUAUGAUUCGAUUCUGCAGCUUCACCCUGUGUGUUAUUCUUGCUGUUGCUCAUUGCUCUUCAGCGAAAAGUCAACAGAAACUUCUCCUGAUUCUUGUAGACGGUUGUCGCUGGAACUAUGUGGACGAACAAGAAAAUUUAUUAGGAUUUCGCAGAAUUGCUGAACAUGGCGUUCGAGCAGAGUUCGUAACACCAAUCUACCCAAGCAAUUCCUAUCCCAAUUGGUAUACGAUAGUAACAGGUCUCUAUGCAGAGAACCAUGGCUUCGUCGAAAAUUACUUAUAUGACCCUGUUAGGAAAGACUUCUUCCUUAUGGCACCAGAUCAAAGUGCCAGUGAAACGCAUUGGUGGAACCAGGCUGAACCACUUUGGAUAACGGCAAAGAAGAGUAAUCUUCGGAGUGCUCUUUAUUGGUGGGAUGGAUGCCAAGUUGAAAUUCGUGGAGAGAAGCCAAAUGAAUGCAUCCAAUAUAAAUCACCAGAAGAGUGGGAUAGCUUGGAUAAAGAUGUAAUGAAGAAAUUGAACGAAACCUUAGAUAAGUUUGAGAGAGACGAAAUUGAUCUUGUACAGUUAUAUUACGAAGCAGUUGAUGCAAAUGGUCAUUCGUAUGGACCAGAUUCAGAUAAGAGAAAAGAAGCAUUUGCUCGUAUUGACAGAAUGCUUGAUUUACUGCAAACAGAAAUCGAGGAACGAGAUAUGACAGAUAAGAUUAAUCUGGUUAUUGUCUCGGAUCAUGGAAUGACUUCAACUGAUCCUAAAAAUGGUCUCAAAGUGAUCAACAUAAGUACAGCCAUAAAUCCUAAAGACCUCAAGUACAUGAUUUAUUACGGAGCUUCUUGUAUGAUAGUACCAACAGAAGAAAAGGAAGACAAGCUAUAUGAAGACCUGUCAAAAGGUAAUAUCACAGGAUUACAAGUGUACAAAAAAGAAGACCUUCCAGAAAAGUACCAUAUAAAAGGCAACAGUUUGACAACACCCAUUGUUCUGAUGGCGGAUCCUGGAUAUUACAUAAUUGGACUUGAAGACAAAAAUAGAAGCAUACCAAUCUCUUCAAAAAUCUAUCUUGGUAGCCAUGGCUACGAUCCAGAUAAGACUAAAGACAUGCGAACCAUUUUUUUUGCCAGAGGACCAGCUUUAAAGAAAGGUUAUAAAUCAGGACCAAUACAUAUGGUGGAUCAUUAUAACCUGCUGUGUCACCUACUAAAUAUCAAACCACUUCCAAAUAAUGGCUCCUGGGAAAACGUUAAGAGCAUGCUCAAUGAAGGAAGAAACUACUAUCCAUUAACUUUCUUCCAGAUCUUGGCUUUGAUUUCAGCAUUGAUGUUCUUUAAUAAUUUGUGGUAGAUCAACUUCUUUUUUUUUCUUCUUGCUUACUGUAUCAGCAUUUUAAUUUAGGGCUUUUUAAAUUAAAAAUAAGAUAAAUAUAUUUUCAUACUUAAGCCAAAGUUUAUAAAUUGUACUUUUUCUGAUGCUAAAAGGAUUUUCUAGCAACCAUUUUAUAAUGUUAUAUCAACAGUAAAUUACAUAUUAUAACGUACACUCGAGAAUGAUUGGUAUAAGGUUUAUAUUGUUAAGAACAUUUAUUGAAUGAAAAUGGCCUGCUAAAUAAAACUACUAUAUCUUCAUAAUUUAAA
This is a messenger RNA of Limulus polyphemus (Atlantic horseshoe crab), 1767 nucleotides long. Its product is annotated as ectonucleotide pyrophosphatase/phosphodiesterase family member 6-like. NCBI's taxonomy places the organism in Eukaryota, Metazoa, Arthropoda, Merostomata, Xiphosura, Limulidae. The transcript is spliced from 7 exons. The coding region runs from base 137 to 1477 and encodes 446 amino acids. The record is from RefSeq and is a predicted model, not a curated record.